GUGCUUCGGCCCUUUGGGUCUUUCGCGUAGGUGACCAACUCGGUGGCCUGCCAACCCGUGAUGGCGAGCCAUGGACCUGGAGCCGACGCUGCAUCCAAGAGCUCUGCCUUCGUCCAGCGACCGCUCCGACAAAGGCGUCUUUGGGCAGCUGGCGGAUCCUAAGCGGUUGGCCUGGCACCUCCCGGUGUAUCGGAAGCUGCGCUGUUUGGGCCGCGGCGCCUUCGGGAAGGCCUAUCUGGUGGAGGUAGUGAGGGGUCGCAAAGAGCCGGAGCAGAGGGUCUUGAAGAAGCUGCCCUUGGUGGAAGUGGGAGAGGCCCAAAGGGAGGCAGCCUUCCGGGAAGCUCAGCUCAUGCGGAAGAUCUCGCGGAACUGCCCGUGGAUCACGCAGUUUCAUGAGGUACUGACCUGCAAGGCAGGGACCGUGCUGUGCCUCAUCAUGGAGUUCUGCUCUGGAGGGGACCUGCGGGGCGCCAUCCGGUACCAGCGGGAGGAAGAGGGCCGGAAGUUUCCGGAAGAGCAAGUGCUCCGGUGGGCGGCGCAGAUGGGCAUGGCCUUGCAGCACUGCCACGGCCGCGGGGUGCUGCACCGGGACGUGAAGCCUGAGAACUGCUUCUUCCGCUGCGCAGGUGGGGACCUGCUCUUGGGCGAUUUCGGCAUCUCCUGCACCUUGGAUGAGCACCACCUCGCCAAGACCUGUUGUGGGUCGCCGCUCUACCUAAGCCCGGAGAUCGUGAACCAAGAGCCGUACUCUUAUGCCUCUGAUGUCUGGAGCUUGGGCGUGACCAUCUACGAGAUGGCCAUGUUGGUGCCACCCUUUCGCGGCACCAACAUUUGCCAGGUGGCCUUCCGCAUCGUGAGCUCCACGCCCUUGCCGCUGGAGGACUACUCCGAGGAGCUACAGCAACUGGUGGCAUCGUUCCUCGCCAAGGAGCCUUGGCACCGCUGCUCCUUGCAGCGCGCCUUGGGCUCCGCGCCCUUGGCUUCGGCAGUGCAGCAGCUCCUGCCGCCGCCGGAGAUGGACGAACGCUCAAGGGGCUUUGUCCAAAGAUUCCGGCACACCAUGGGUGUUGAGGAGGAGUACGCGGAUGACUUUGAGAUUCCUGAGGACGAGAGCGUGGAAAGCGAAUACUGCGAUGACUUCGAAGAAGCGAGCGCCAGUGAAGCUUCCUACGAGCCGGACUUCGAGGCCCCCAGCGACGAGGAGGCCUCCGUGCCCGUCCUCUCCGAGGAGGAGUUGCGGCACCAGAUCUGCGAGGAGCUGGGGAUCGAGGCCAUGGCGGUGGCAGAGAGCCUGGGUGUCAUCAGCUUCCUUGAGACCAUGCUGAAGCAGCGCUGAGCGAG
Effrenium voratum is the source of this 1341-nucleotide messenger RNA. Lineage: Eukaryota; Dinophyceae; Suessiales; Symbiodiniaceae. The record is from the annotation of a GenBank genome assembly.